AUGGCUGAAUCACGCCUCUUCAAGCCGAUGAAAAUCGGCAACAUCGAAGUGAAGCACCGCAUCGGGAUGGCUCCGCUCACUCGCCUCCGCGCCAUCGCCAACCGCGUGCCAGCACCCAUGGCAAAGGAAUACUACAGCCAGCGAGCCGCUGUGCCUGGCACUCUGAUCAUUUCCGAGGGCACAUGCAUAUCGCCGGCAGCCUGCGGCGGCUUCCCGGGUGCGCCCGGGAUCUGGAGCGCCGACCAGGUCGCUGCCUGGAGACACAUCACAGACGAGGUCCACCGCAAAGGCUGCUUCAUAUUCUGCCAGCUAUUCGGCAUGGGCCGCGGCGCGACCCCUGAUGUAGCUGAGCAAGAGGGCAUCGACAUCAUAGGACCCAGCGCUAUUCCGAUGCACGAAGGCGCGCCAGUCCCGCGGGCCAUGACCAUCGAGGAGAUCAAGCAAUUCGUGCAGGACUUCGCAACCGCCGCGGAGAAUGCCAUAGCCGCUGGCUUUGAUGGUGUUGAGUGCCACGGCGCAAACGGCUACCUCGUGGACCAGUUCCUCCAGGACGUCAGCAACCAGCGCGUCGACGACUACGGCGGGAGCGUAGAGAACAGGUCGCGCUUGAUGAACGAAAUCAUGCAGGCUGUCGUCGAACGCAUCGGUGCGGAACGCGUCGGGAUCCGCCUCAGCCCGUGGAGUCCCUUCCAGGGUAUGAGGAUGGACGAUCCGAUCCCGCAAUUCUCGGACAUCAUCGUCAAAGCCGGCCACUUGAACUUGGCAUACCUUCACUUGGUCGAGUCGCGUAUCGCUGGCGCGGAGGACCAUGCAGGCACCGAACGACUGGAUUUCGCUUACAAGCUGUGGAGCGGUGUUCUGCUGGUUGCUGGUGGAUACAAGCUGGCGAGUGCCGAGCAGCUCGUCGAUGAGGAACAUCCGGACAGGGAGAUCAUGGUGGUGUUUGGUCGUGACUUCGUUUCGAACCCGGACCUCGCGUAUAGACUCAAGGAAGGCCUGAAACUUUCUGCGUACGAACGCAGUACCUUUUAUACGAACCUAGCUGAGGGAUAUGUGGACUACCCGUUCAGUGCGGAAUAUCUGGCGAGCCAGAAGGUUUAG
Anthostomella pinea is the source of this 1101-nucleotide messenger RNA. Lineage: Eukaryota; Fungi; Ascomycota; Sordariomycetes; Xylariales; Xylariaceae. The record is from the annotation of a GenBank genome assembly.